Messenger RNA from Anguilla rostrata (American eel), 1562 nucleotides. RefSeq names its product myosin-7-like. Gene Ontology annotation, cellular component: myosin filament; myosin II complex; cytoplasm. The record is from RefSeq and is a predicted model, not a curated record. Bases 98 to 1456 code for a protein of 452 amino acids. The transcript is spliced from 10 exons. Gene Ontology annotation, biological process: muscle contraction. NCBI's taxonomy places the organism in Eukaryota, Metazoa, Chordata, Actinopteri, Anguilliformes, Anguillidae. Gene Ontology annotation, molecular function: microfilament motor activity; actin filament binding.
GGUUUUGGCAGAAGCGAAGCAGAAGUAUGAGGAAAGCCAGGCUGAGCUGGAGGGGGCUCAGAAAGAGGCCCGUUCUCUCAGCACUGAGCUCUUCAAGAUGAAGAACUCAUAUGAAGAAGCUCUGGACCAACUGGAGACAUUGAAGAGAGAGAACAAGAACCUGCAGCAGGAGAUUUCUGACCUAACCGAACAGAUCGGAGAGACUGGAAAGACCGUUCAUGAGCUGGAGAAGGCAAAGAAGACUGUGGAGACUGAGAAAGCAGAAAUCCAGGCUGCCCUUGAAGAAGCAGAGGGAACUCUGGAGCAUGAAGAGUCCAAGAUCCUCCGGGUCCAGCUUGAGCUCAGUCAGGUCAAGGGUGAAAUUGACAGGAAGCUGGCAGAGAAAGAUGAGGAGACAGAGCAGAUCAAGAGAAACAGCCAGAGGGUGGUCGAGUCCAUGCAGUCCACACUUGAUGCUGAGGUGAGAAGCAGGAACGAUGCUCUGAGAGUCAAGAAGAAGAUGGAGGGAGACCUCAAUGAGAUGGAGAUUCAGCUAAGCCAUGCCAACCGCCAGGCAGCUGAAGCUCAGAAGCAACUGAGGAAUGUCCAAGGACAGCUCAAGGAUGCCCAAUUGCACCUUGAUGAUGCGGUCAGAGGUCAGGAGGACCUGAAGGAGCAGGCUGCCAUGGUGGAGCGCAGGAACACACUGAUGCUGGCUGAGAUUGAGGAGCUCAGGGCUGCUCUGGAGCAGACAGAGAGAGGCCGCAAAGUGGCAGAGCAGGAGCUGGUGGAUGCCAGUGAGCGCGUGGGUCUGCUGCACUCCCAGAAUACCAGCCUUUUGAACACCAAGAAGAAACUGGAAGCUGAUUUUCUUCAGAUUCAAAGUGAAGUGGAUGACACUGUCCAGGAAGCAAGAAAUGCUGAGGAGAAAGCCAAGAAGGCCAUCACAGAUGCUGCCAUGAUGGCAGAAGAGCUGAAGAAGGAGCAGGACACCAGCGCUCAUCUGGAGAGGAUGAAGAAGAACCUGGAGGUUACAGUCAAGGACCUGCAGCACCGUCUGGAUGAGGCUGAGAGUCUGGCCAUGAAGGGCGGAAAGAAACAGCUCCAGAAACUGGAAGCAAGGGUACGUGAGCUGGAAGGUGAAGUUGAGGCUGAACAGAAACGUGGAGCCGAUUCGGUCAAAGGUGUCCGUAAAUAUGAGAGGAAAGUCAAGGAGCUCACCUACCAGACUGAAGAGGACAAGAAGAAUGUCCACAGACUGCAGGACCUGGUGGACAAGCUGCAGCUGAAAGUGAAGGCCUACAAGAGGCAGGCUGAGGAAGCUGAGGAACAAGCCAACACUCACCUGUCCAGGUUCAGAAAGGUGCAGCAUGAGCUGGAGGAAGCUCAGGAGCGUGCCGACAUCGCUGAGUCCCAGGUCAACAAGCUGAGAGCCAAGACCCGUGAUGCUGGCAAGGGGAAUGAAGUCGCAGAAUGAGAGAUGUAACACAGAUGAAACGCAGUAGCAAGCAUUCAUAUAAUAUGGACUUCUUGUGAAAUGUUCUCAUGUAAGCCAUCAGUCAAUAAAGCCAGUUCAGUCUGUC